GAGAGAGAAAGAGAGAGAGAGAGAGAGAGAGAGCAGAAGAAGAGUUUAAAGCAGUUGAGACACACCGCCUGCAUGGAUGUAUGAGAUCUCUGUCACGCGCACUGAGGCGGUUUUCGGUUCCAGAAGGAGUUUGUUUUUCUGCACGGGCUUCCCGACAGGCUGAAGGUGAAAGCUCGGGCCCCUACCACCACCACCACCCUCACCACCACCACCACCCUGUGCACAAUGCGCGGUGUGUAUAGCUGAGGGCGGAUCAUUAUGGCCGAGCCGGAGGCUGCGGACACGGCGGCGAGACCCGCGCGAGACUUUCCCUCCGCUGCGGCGCGUGAGAGCGAUGCUGCUGCUGCUGCUGCUGCUGUCUCUGCAGACACGCGCGCGCUCCUCACCGGCGGCCCCGGAGCGCGCGGAGCCGAGGCGGUGCACAAUAACGGCGGACACCGGAGCCGCGACAGCUCAGCGGAGAGGAGCCAAGGAACCGGGAGCGCACCUUGCGGCAUCAUGAAGAACAACUCCAAGCAGCGGCAGGUGAGGAAAAAGACGGUGUCAUUCAGCUCCAUGCCAAGCGACCGCAAGAUGAACAGCACAGCUGCCUGCAUGGCCUUCAUGUUGGAGGGAUGCGAGAUGAAAAAGGUUCGCUCCAACUCACGCAUGUACAACCGGUACUUCCUACUUGAUCCAGAUUUGCACUGGCUCCGCUGGGAACCUUCAAAAAAGGAUUCUGAAAAGGCUAAGUUGGAGAUCAAAAGUAUCAAAGAGGUGCGGUUAGGGAAGAAGACCCCUGUCCUACGCAGCAACGGUCUCUCAGAUCAGUUUCCAGAUGAGUGUGCUUUCUCAAUCAUUUAUGGAGAUAACUACGAGUCUUUGGAUUUAGUGGCAAGCACAGCAGAUGUGGUCAGCACCUGGGUGAUGGGACUACGCUAUUUGGUCUCUUAUGGACGGCACAUGGUUGGAGUGGUUGAAGCCACUCAGCCGAGCUUAAGAACAUCCUGGAUUGGCUCAGUGUUCGAGUUGGCUGAUGUCAAGAGGCAGGGUCACAUUGAUCUGUUCCGUGCCACACAGAUAAUCAAGGGGCUUAAUCCAGGCAUGAGGGAGUCACGGAUUGAGCUGAAGUUUAAAGAACUUCAGAAAGCCAAAGAAUGCUAUGGCGAGGCCAUUGACCUCGACUUGUUUGUCGAGGCAUAUUGUGAAUUGUGCACAAGACCUGAGAUAUUUUUCCUGCUUGUGCAGUUCUCUAGCAACAAGGAGUACCUGGAUUCUAAGGACUUAAUGUUGUUUGUGGAAGUUGAGCAGGGAGUAGAGGGGGUGACAGAAGAUAUGUGCCGUAAGAUUGUGAGAAAAUAUGAGCCAUCAGCAGAAGGUCGUGAUCACGGUUACCUAUCUAUUGAUGGUUUUACACAUUACCUCUUGUCAUCUGAGUGCCACAUUUUUGACCCACAGCACAAAAGCGUUUGUCAGGACAUGACACAACCCCUGUCUCAUUACUACAUCAACUCCUCGCACAAUGCCUCCUUGCUGGAGGACCAUUACUGGGGUUCCUCAGACAUUAGCAGCUAUGUCCGUGCUCUACGCAUGGGCUGCCGCAGCAUAGAGGUAGUGGUGUGGGAUGGCCCUGACUGUGAGCCUGUAGUCUACGUAGGCAGCUCUGUGGCCUCCCAGUUGGCCUUCUCAAAAGUCCUGGAUGUCAUUAACCAGUAUGCCUUUGAGAGCUCAGAGUACCCUCUUAUUCUGUGCCUAGUGACACAUUGCAGUGUCCCACAGCAGAGGGUCAUGGCCCAGCACAUGAAGAAGAUCUUGGGGGACAAACUCCACACAGAACCUCCAAGUCCUGAGGAAAACUAUCUGCCCUCGCCAGAAAAACUAAAGGGCAAGAUACUUCUGAAAGGGAAAUGCCUUCCACCUGACAUACAGGAUUCUGAAGGGGAGGUGACUGAUGAGGAUGAGGGGCUUGAGAUGUCACGGCGCAUGGUGGGAGCAGACGAGAAGGACCAUCUCAAUGGUUUUGGUUGCAAGAAGCUGCAACUUUGUAAAAAAUUGUCAGAUCUCGUCACUCUUUGCAAAUCUGUCCAAUUUAGAGAUUUUGAGUCCUCCAAGAGGGAACAGAAGCACUGGGAGAUGUGCUCUUUCAACGAGGUGGAUGCUAAUCGCUUUGCUAAUGAAUACCCCGAGGACUUUGUCAGUUAUAAUAAGCGAUUUCUAUCACGGGUAUACCCAACUCCCAUGCGCAUUGAUGCCAGCAAUAUGAACCCACAGGACUUCUGGAAAUGUGGUUGUCAGAUCGUGGCUAUGAAUUACCAAACGCCAGGCCUGAUGAUGGACCUCAAUUUGGGUUGGUUUAGGCAAAAUGGCAACUGUGGUUAUGUGCUACGCCCUGCGAUAAUGCGCGAGGAGGUCUCGUACUUCAGUGCCAAUGCUCGUGACUCUUUACCUGGCGUAUCUGCCCAGCUCCUCCAUAUCAAGGUGAUCAGUGGCCAAAACCUGCCAAAACCUCGAGGCUCAGCAGCAAAGGGUGAUGUGGUUGAGCCAUACAUAUAUGUUGAGAUCCACGGGAUCCCUGCUGAUUGUGCUGAACAGCGCACAAAGACUGUAUCACAGAAUGGCGACAAUCCCAUUUUUGAUGAGAGCUUUGAGUUCCAGAUCAAUCUCCCUGAACUAGCAGUUUUGCGUUUUGUAGUUCUUGAUGAUGAUUAUAUUGGGGAUGAGUUCAUUGGACAGUACACCAUACCCUUUGAGUGUCUACUGCCUGGAUAUCGUCAUGUACCGCUGCAGUCACUUACCGGAGAGUUUUUGCCCAAUACCACAUUAUUUGUUCACGUGGCCAUUACGAACAGGCGUGGUGGAGGCAAAGCUCACAAGAGGGGUCUUUCUGUGAGGAAGGGUCGCAAGGCAAGGGAGUACACUUCAACCAAGACCACUGGGAUCAAAGUGAUAGAUGAACUCUUCAGGGCUUCCACGCAACCACUUCGGGAGGCAACAGAUUUGCGGGAAAAUGUGCAGAACGCAAUGGUGUCAUUUAAGGAGCUAUGUGGGUUGACCCCAGCGGCUAACAUGAAGCAGUGUAUCCUGACCGUCUCAUCAUGGCUGCUGAACAGCGAAAAGUCUCUGUGUGUCACCGUGGACUUGAGCGAGUCCUACCCCACCAUGGAAGCCCAGGGUGCUGUCCCUGAACUACUGCGCAAAGUUCUUAUGGCCUACGACACGAUGAUCCAGACGAGUCGUACUCUGAUCGAAUCAGCAGAUAGUGUCUACUCCAAACUUACCCAGUCACAACGAGCAGGGUUGGAUUUCCAUGAAGGUCUGCACCAGAUCGGCGCCAAGGAGGGCCUGAAAGGUAGAAAACUGCAGAAGGCUAUGGAGAGCUACGCCUGGAACAUUACUGUUCUCAAGGGCCAAGCGGACUUGUUGAAGCACGCCAAAUCCGAGGCGAUGGACACCCUGAGGCAGAUCCACUACGCUGCUCACUCUUGCGGCUUGGCCAAGAACGGAGCCUCCACUUCACCGGCCUCGCCUUUGCUGCCCCCUUACCCGCGGCCCCUCGGAGCCUUGCACACCAUCCCUGAGACAGACUACCCCACCACAGACACAAAUACCCUACACUGAUCUAUACACACAGAGCGAGAGGGAGGGAAUGAGACAGGACAUGUGAUCUUGGAAAGGUAGGAACAAAGCAGUGUCUUCAAAGACACGGAGAUAGAUGGAAUAAAAGGCUGUCGAUGCAGGAGAAGGCGGCAGAUCUGUACAGAUUGGUCCACUGUCUCUUCAGUUAGUUGCUAGACGAGUGGAAAAGUCGACUAGCUCUGAGGCAUCUGUAAUGAGAAGAUAGAAAUGGCUGCUUUAUGUUCCUGUAUGGACUCUGGUGAAAUCUCUAACAUGAGCCUCUUACACUGUAACCUAAUGCUUAAACCUAGACAAAAAUGAAACCUGGUCUUUCAUCCUAGUUGUCAUCUUUGAAAGUUGUAAAGACCAGGAAUGUCCCAUAAAUCAUAUAAUAGUAAUAAUAUCCAAACGAAGCUCAAGUAAUAAGUAUAAUAAUAAAGAAUUACAUAAAUCAAGGGCAGGCUAUAAUAAAGGCACACACAUGCACGUCCAUAUUUUAUUUGAUAUUAUUUUAUGUUUAUAUUUCUGUCCUUUGGACUUUUAUCCAGGGGUUUUAUCCAGUGUGUGAAGGUGUGUUAUCUGUCAGAGCUAAUACUCACUAUCGUGUUCAAACUGGAACUUGGACUUCUUCCUCCGUUGAAACAAAACUGAACUCAAAGGAAAAAAAAAAAAGAUAUACAGCACAGAGACUCAGACAAGCAAGUAACGUAAAUUGUGAAUUAUUUCAGUCAAUAAUUUUAGAACUAAUCGAAGGACACUUUACAGUCUAGCUCUGAGCAAUUCACACUGUUUGUGAACAAAGUGACUAUUGUAAUAACUACUGUAACUAUUGUGGGUAGGUGUAUUAAUAUUGCAGUUAUUUUAUAAUUACAGUAUGUCCUGCUGUACCCAUAGUCAAGAUGUCACUGGAAUGGAAAAGGUCAAAGGUUAAAAGCCAAAAAGGGUGAAUGGAAGGGGAGGGGGGAUUUUUAGAGAAAGAGUAACAGGUGUUGUGGCGUCUCCAGAAUAACGCCUCAUUUGAUUUCUUUCAUUUAUUAAGCCCAUGAUAUAUUAUAAAAGUGAAAUGGCACUAGAACUAAUGGUUUCUUGUCUUUUAUUUGCGCCUGUAAAUUCACAUCUUACACAUUUAAGAAUUACAGAUUAGAGUAUAAAUUUGUGUAUUUAUUUAAUUGUAUUUCUUUUUUUUUCUUUUUUUUUUUUACAUCGAGGGUGGUGUGAAACGACCUGACAUGGUUACUGGUACCACUCCAAAGUUGAUUAUUUUCCUUUAACAGCAUGCCCUGAAGAUUUUUUUUUCCUCUUAUACCACAGCAAUUUGUCACCUUUUAAAAAUUUCCGUUCAUUAAAUAAUGACGUUUUGGUUUUUA
Molecule: messenger RNA, 4961 nt
Organism: Neoarius graeffei (lesser salmon catfish)
Lineage: Eukaryota; Metazoa; Chordata; Actinopteri; Siluriformes; Ariidae
Gene: plcl5
Product: phospholipase C like 5
Exons: 6
Coding region: 259-3597 (1112 amino acids)
Biological process (GO): lipid metabolic process; intracellular signal transduction
Molecular function (GO): phosphatidylinositol-4,5-bisphosphate phospholipase C activity
Source: RefSeq, a predicted model, not a curated record